AUGGAAGCGUCCACUUCAAAAUACUGUCCACAUGAUAACGUUGCCCGGCCGUUGCGACCUUCGACUUCUUAUCGGAGUACUUGGAAUGUUGCCCAGUCGAAACAACCGAUUUGGUCCGCUUUCGUCGCCUCGCUUCUAUUGGGAAACUCGAAAUCGCUUCUCAACGAGAUCGGUUUCGGCUCGUUAUUCAAUUAUCGGCAGACCGUCUCGCGGAUCUACCUCAACUCGUAUUUGCGGUGUCUUCGAACGCUCGACAGGAUAUUUCGAAAGAAGGAAUACAGUUCGGAAAUUGUUCGAUUACACGCUUCCGGCUGUCAGAUCGUAGACUAUCCGGAUUCAUUCUUAGAAGAUUUCGAGGCGAAAGUUCCUGUGGAGAUACUUGACAAAGUGUUCGAAUAUCUUCCGAGCACUGAUAUUAGAAAUGUGCAAUUGGUAUCGAAGAAAUGGCACAGUCUCGUCAAAUCUCGCCGAAAUCAUUAUUCGAAGAAGGAGAUUGGAUGUCUCACGAUUUCCUACAAUCGCGAUAUUGCUCGAGUUUCGAGCGGUGGUAGCAGCACCGAAAUGUUUGACGGCGCUUCAAGUGUCAAAAUUCCAAUUUCGGAUAUUCAAGUGCAAAACUUGCGCAUUUAUUUCUACAACGGGUUCAAUCAAGAUGAAUCGUAA
This is a messenger RNA of Caenorhabditis bovis, 663 nucleotides long. NCBI's taxonomy places the organism in Eukaryota, Metazoa, Nematoda, Chromadorea, Rhabditida, Rhabditidae. The record is from the annotation of a GenBank genome assembly.